AUUAGUGGUAUGUAACCGUAAACAGAUUUUCGGCUGACGUGUACUUCCGGUCCAUUUCGUAAACCGAUCGUCCGAAUUGAGAAAGCUGUCAGCAAUUGUAUUUACAUCAACUGACAACCAUGUCAUCAAGUGCUUCAAAAUUUUCUUUGGACCUCUUUCAACAUGUCGUUUCUCACAAUCCCCAUGGCAACCUGUUCAUGUCGCCUAGCAGCAUUUUCGUUGUCAUGACAAUGGUUCAAACUGGAGCAAGAAAUGAAACCAGAAAUCAGAUGAUUUCUACUCUUCAAUUUCAAUCCAAUGAUCAACAGUCAAUACUUGCUGAUGCUGAGCAAUUUGUUAAGGUGUUGAAUAAAGGGAGCGAUCAUGUCGUACUGAGAAGCGCUAACAGACUCUAUCCGAACAGUGAUAAAAGCAUUUUGGAAGAUUACAUUAAAGCUGUAGUCAAACAUUUUGCCUCAGAUGUAAAAAAUGUGGACUUCAUAUCCAACCCAGAGGGAAGCAGACAAGAAAUAAACAAAUGGGUAGAGGAAGUCACAGACGAAAAGAUCAAAAACCUUCUGCCUAGCGGAUCUAUUAAUGCACUCACAAGAAUGGUAGUUGCAAAUGCCAUCUAUUUUAAAGGAAACUGGGCGACACAGUUUGAGCCAAAGAGUACAACAAAAACUGAUUUUCAUACAUUGGACGGAAAAGCUUUGAAGAUAGACAUGAUGAAACGAGAAAUGAAGAAAGUGCGAUAUGGCGAGAGUACAGCUUUGGAUUGUAAGGUUUUACAUAUGCCUUACAUUGGGGAUGAAAUGGCUAUGGUAAUUCUACUUCCAAACACCGUCACGGGAUUGCUGGAAAUGGAGAAAAAGAUGAACGUCCAAAAAAUGAACCAAUGUAUCGAAGAUGUUUCCUCACCCACUCUUAUAGUUACCGUUCCGAAAUUCAAGCUCGAGAGUUCAUUCCAGCUUUCAGAUACAUUAUCGGCUCUAGGAAUGCCUGACGUGUUCGAUGCAAACAAAGCUGACCUUUCUGGAAUGGGAAAAGAUUUGUUUGUUUCUAAGGUGUUCCACAAGGCAUUUGUGGAUGUCAACGAAGAAGGUACAGAGGCUGCAGCUGCGACUGCUGCAACAAUUAUGUGGCCAAGCAUGCCAGCUCCUCCACGGACGUUUACGGCUGAUCACCCGUUCAUGUUUAUGAUCUGGCACUAUCAGCUGAAAGCGCCACUGUUUGUUGGUCGCUUUACUGGACAUGAAACGGAAGCUGCUCAGACACGAGACGAACUCUAGAUUGCAUGCGUUUUGCAUAAAGGCGUCUUUGAUAAAUACAGUGCCCUAAUAUUUACCUUAGCCUGUUCACCCUAGUUUGAUCAUUGGUGUAGUUAAGUUUGUCAGUUGCAAAUGUGACUUUUGAUUGUUAUAGCCUGUGUGUGUAUGUAGCUUCUUUAUGCAGUUCAUGGAAAACUAGUGUGAAAGAUUACGUUAUCGGAUGCGUUUAAUGUGGUACCUAGAUUGUAUCGGAAUUUUACUGCCAAAACUGGCGAUUUUUGCACCGAAAUCUUUUAUCGCAAUUUUCGGAUUAGAACAUAUACAUCUUUGGAUUGAUGUUAUGAUUGCGCAAUCUGAAACAUCGGAACGCAAAACAAUUCACUGAGAGUUGGACGUUUGAAGUCGUAUCGCACUAGAGGCGCAGCCUGUAUUACAAAUACGGUCACAUAACAUCAAAUUAGUGUUAUGGUCCGUUUUAUUAAAAACCAUUAUCAAAUGUGUUUGAAAAAUAAAUACGAACAAUGUAUGUCCACUAAAGAAUGUAUUUUGUUGAAUGAAAAAAAGUGACAAGUCAUCCGUGUGUUUGUAUUAGCAUUAAAAGAAAUACAGUUAAAUGCGUGAUACAGAAAUAGAAAACGCUAGUAGUGAAUGCCAAUCAUUGUAUUUGAAUGUUGAAUACAUUUUGGAUUUGGGGGCAGAAAAAAGGUUUAUAAUAAAAUAUUUUAAUAUCGUAUACUAGCGCCCACUAAUAUACAUGUUCCAAAGACAAAAUAUAUAAUUUUAUUUAUUCUUCGUAAAAAUUAACUUGCAUUAUGAUUCGAUCAGGUGAAUGUUUUCACAUUUAACACUAAGUCUCUAUGGCGUUUAUGUUGUUACGUACAUACAACUACGUUAUGAGCAUGACUGUAAUUGUGUGAGCGAUUUAGAUAAAGCUACACUUUUAAAUUUGUUGUAACGGAUGCAAUUCAAUGUGUUAUGAAAUUCCACAUUUAACGAAAAGAACAAAAACUUAAAAUAAAAUGUUCUCGCGGUUUACAAAGUAAGUUAUAAAAGGAGACAAUGUUUGACAAAGUGUUAUUUGCAUGUCUUUCAUUAUGUAUUUCAUUAUGUUGUUUACACAGUAUUUAUGUAACAAUCUUCUUUGUAUAUACAUUCUAUUUUAUAAAGAAAUUUCUAUAAAUUAA
Messenger RNA from Dreissena polymorpha, 2434 nucleotides. RefSeq names its product leukocyte elastase inhibitor-like. Gene Ontology annotation, molecular function: serine-type endopeptidase inhibitor activity. The transcript has 2 exons. NCBI's taxonomy places the organism in Eukaryota, Metazoa, Mollusca, Bivalvia, Myida, Dreissenidae. The record is from RefSeq and is a predicted model, not a curated record. The coding region runs from base 120 to 1271 and encodes 383 amino acids.